AUGUUUGUCUCGCCUUCACGACUUACUCCGCAAAAGAAGGAGUUUUUGUUCUAUCCGAAUAAGAAUGGGAUGUUGGUUACGGGUUUACAUCAGGGCACCCUUAUUAUCAGGCUACGCGGCAUGGGUCCUGCUGUGGCAGCUACUCGUCAGGUCUACAAAAUCGACAGUCUGACUAGUGACUCGACGAGUAUCCGUGCACAGAGGGGAGAACGAACGACCAGAAACUUUCUCUCCAGCAUCGUCUGGAGAGGAACUGAGCCCAUGUCGCUGAUGGUAUCUACAGUGGACAUCUCGACGGACAUAUCCGUGCCUGGACACCCCAGCUAG
Molecule: messenger RNA, 327 nt
Organism: Neurospora hispaniola
Lineage: Eukaryota; Fungi; Ascomycota; Sordariomycetes; Sordariales; Sordariaceae
Exons: 2
Coding region: 1-327 (108 amino acids)
Source: RefSeq, a predicted model, not a curated record